UCGGCUCGUGACGUAGUCGCGCGCUCUUCUUGAUGGAAGGACUCACCGGACAGGAGGGAGACGGCGAAGGAUGAGCAGGAGGUAAACUGAGCUGCAGACACGCUGGACGGACGGAUACAUAUCGCAUUAUGGUGAAUCUACAUCGCCCCCUGCUGGCCGUGUGGGUGUAUCUUCUGCUCCCCGGCGGCCAGAGCAGGAUCGUCGGCUACAGCAAUGGCUUUCACUAUCAAGAUAUCAACAACGGGAACGGAAACGGGGAGAUAUAUUUCAAUGGGAUUCGGCUCCACGUUGAGUCCCCCCAGUCUUCAGUGUCGGCCUCCAGGGGUAGCAGUGUCACCCUUCCCUGUUACUACCGCUACGAGCCUGAAUUGAGCACGCCACGCAGGACUCGUGUCAAAUGGUCCUGGCUGCCUGCUAGCAGCAUCACCACAACCAGUCCCCCUAAAACCUUCGUCAAAGAAACUGAGGUCAUGGUCGCCAUGGGUGACCGCCAUCGCAGCUAUGGCAACUUUCAGGGUCGUGUGCGCCUGCGACGCUCAGAUCCAGGAGACAUGUCUCUUGUGAUAAACGAGCUGCAGCCGAAUGACACGGGACGGUAUCGCUGUGAGGUGAUUGAUGGCCUGGAAGAUGACAGUGUGACAGUGGAGCUGGAGAUGAGGGGUGUGGUGUUCCCCUAUUAUUCUAAAAAGGGACGCUACCGUUAUAACUUCUUUGGGGCCCAAAGAGCAUGUCAGGACCAGGAUGCCACUCUGGCUACAUUUGAGCAGCUCUUCACGGCGUGGGAGGAAGGGCUAGACUGGUGCAAUGCUGGCUGGUUGGCCGAUGGUACAGUACAAUACCCAAUCACAGUGCCACGUGAUGGCUGUGGGGGGUUUAACUUAGCACCCGGUCUACGCAGCUAUGGACAACAACAUCGCCUCCGCCACCACUAUGAUGCGUUCUGCUUCUCGGCUUCUGUAAAGGGGGCCGUCUACUUCCUAGAACACCGUACGAAGCUCAAUUUUACUGAGGCGGUCCAGGCUUGUGUCAGCGAUGGAAGUCAAAUUGCCACUGUAGGCCAGCUGUAUGCUGCUUGGAAGCUGCAGGGAUUGGAUCGCUGUGAUGCCGGCUGGCUGGCUGAUGGAAGCAUCCGUUAUCCUAUCACAAAGUCACGGGUUAACUGUGGUCCACCACAGCCAGGUGUGCGUAGCUUUGGGUUCCCCCCUCAGUCCCUGAAGUUUGGUGUCUAUUGUCAUAGGUAGGUGCUCCGACUCAGGACUGGUUCAAAGUUGUGCUCUGCAGGUUGGAAUUAUUUACCAGUUGGCCAAUUUAUUCAUUUUUCAGAUAUAUUACAGUGAAAACGUUUCGCAUCAUCACAAAACCCAUCUAUCAGUCUUCCACUUGGUUACUAAUCAAGAACUCAAUGCCACUCGAGCUUGACAAAACACAACAUGGCCAAAAAGUAUGUGGACACAACAUUUCAGCCACAAGUCAGCGCUAAAGAUCUAGUUUCAAAACUGUUAGCAACAUUAUCUUGCUUUACCAACCGUCUCUCCUUAUUUUGGAUCAGAAUUUACCAAGUGUUAUUUAAACAGCUUAAUUCAGCCCGAAACAUUGAGUAUCGUACUUCAGUUCAUCCUAUGGAUGCUGGAGGUUUUGAGGUUAUGCUCAAUGGGCCAGUCAGGUUUGCCUGCUUCUGAAAUUGCAUCUCUAAUAAUACGACUUUGUGUAGUUUUUAAAUGACAAAACUCAACCAUCGACAGAGAGUAGCAGUCAGACUCUGAUUUAUAACAUGAAGACAGGCAAAUAUUUGAUCAAAACUGUACUGUUAAAGUUUUUAGAUAUUGUCCUUCAUCAGCACUAUUCUGCAGACACGUGCAUCAUGUCAUUAUUCUGACUUAGAAUUUCCCUUACGACGGAUUUCAGCUUAAUGCAGUGCUGAAAUCUGCCAAAAUAUGUUUUUCCUUGCUCUAGCAAAAAUGUUAUUAUGUAAUUCUGGAAAGUAUGCCUAUUCAAACAUUUGUUUCCAUUUAGUCACAAACUAACCACAAUAAACUGUAUAUUUGUUUAUACUCACUCUUCCUGUUCACCACAUAUAAACAAAUAGUCUGUCCCUGGGAUCCUCAUAUUGUAGACCACCUGACCAAAGACCACCUGAUGAUUGAGGCGUUUUUUCUCAGUUUUUUUUCUGCCAAAUGUCUGUUUGUUCCACUGAUUUCCAUCUCCUGAUUGUAAACUUGCCAAAUGUAGGAUACUAACACAGAGGAUGCCUUUUUUUAAAAAUAAUGUAAAACAUGUUAUUCACCAGUUCAUUAAGUGUAACGUGUCUGGUUUCUCUAAAGGUGUUAACGAGUGGCUCUCUGUGAUCCACACAACAUAAAUUCUGAGUUUUACCAUGUAUCAUUGUAACAUAUAAACAACUUUGUUUGAUUACAAAUGUUUACCUUCUUUUUUUUUGUAUUGGUUCUAUGCAUUUGGAC
Messenger RNA from Menidia menidia (Atlantic silverside), 2459 nucleotides. NCBI's taxonomy places the organism in Eukaryota, Metazoa, Chordata, Actinopteri, Atheriniformes, Atherinopsidae. The record is from the annotation of a GenBank genome assembly.